Tripterygium wilfordii is the source of this 2710-nucleotide messenger RNA. RefSeq names its product flap endonuclease 1-like. NCBI's taxonomy places the organism in Eukaryota, Viridiplantae, Streptophyta, Magnoliopsida, Celastrales, Celastraceae. The record is from RefSeq and is a predicted model, not a curated record. Gene Ontology annotation, molecular function: 5'-3' exonuclease activity; DNA binding; 5'-flap endonuclease activity. The transcript is spliced from 18 exons. Bases 715 to 1836 code for a protein of 373 amino acids.
AAAAGAUAAACCAUAUAGAAAGAAUCCAAAUAAAAAUCCGAAAGAUUUAGGUUGUGGACAUCUAACAGGCUUUGUGAAGUGAUGAUGAUGAAGAAACCUGUGCUCUUUGUUUGAUCUCCAAUAGUUGUGAAUUGUGAUGGUGGGAGACUGGGAGCAGAGCGGGAGGAUACUGUACUGCUGAUGUUCACAAAAGUAGGAUGCUGAAUCGCUGAUGAUGUCCACAAAUGUAGGACCCUGGCUCAAAGUCCACUUUGUCUUAUUCCACGUAGUAGUCUUUAGAAUUUGGACCGUCAGCAACUUACUGCAUCCGGCCCAUGCAACCCGAAAUACAUCUAUAAGUCUCUAAAGCCCACCUCGUCGACCACUUAUCUUGGUGAGUGACACUGAUUCCUCGUACUCUUGACUCGUGUGUGUAGACAGGUUGAGUGUUGCCCUUCCCCUUCUUACACAAGCCAAUAAGCCAUCGAGAUAACAGACAAGGGUUGCCUACAGGAGAUCCCUCGUCGUGGGCAAGUUCUCCAUUUGUUCAGUUUCAGUAUUGGAAUCCCUACUAGAAGCAUUGUUUUGUUAUAGACAGUUGUUUCUCAAGGCCCAAUUACAAGCAGCGGCCUUUUCAUACAAGACUCUUGCUCCUGGAGUAGGCCGGUAAAGUAAGCGACGACAAGCAUAAGGGCUUUUUUGGUGGUCUCUCUAACACAGUCUUUAUCUGAAAUCAUGGGUAUUAAGGGGUUAACAAAACUGCUUGCAGACAAAGCUCCAAAGGCCAUGAAAGAACAGAAAUUCGAAAGUUACUUCGGCAGGAAGAUCGCUAUCGAUGCUAGCAUGAGCAUCUAUCAGUUUCUCAUUGUUGUAGGAAGAAGUGGGACUAAAAUGCUCACAAAUGAGGCUGGUGAAGUCACUAGUCAUUUGCAGGGCAUGUUUACUCGGACAAUUAGACUUCUUGAAGCUGGAAUGAAGCCUAUCUAUGUUUUUGAUGGACAGCCUCCAGAUUUGAAAAAACAAGAGCUGAAAAAACGUUAUUCAAAGCGCGCAGAUGCUACUGAGGAAUUGGCAGCAGCUGUGGAGACUGGCAAUAAAGAGGACAUUGAGAAAUUCAGUAAACGGACAGUGAAGGUGUCAAGGCAGCACAAUGAAGAUUGCAAAAGACUUCUGAAACUCAUGGGUGUCCCUGUGAUUGAGGCCCCUUCUGAAGCAGAGGCGCAAUGUGUUGCACUUUGCAAAUUGGGAAAGGUUUACGCUGUUGCUUCUGAAGACAUGGAUUCACUAACUUUUGGAGCUCCUAGGUUUCUCCGACAUUUGAUGGAUCCUAGUUCUAGAAAAGUUUCAGUUAUGGAAUUUGAAGUUGCAAAGAUUUUGGAGGAGCUGAAUCUUACCAUGGAUCAAUUCAUCGACUUGUGCAUUCUUUCAGGAUGUGACUAUUGUGGCAACAUUAGAGGUAUUGGGGGACAGACAGCUCUGAAACUGAUACGUCAACAUGGCUCUAUUGAGACCGUACUAGAGAACAUAAAUAAAGAGAUGUACCAAAUACCAGCUGAGUGGCCAUAUCAAGAGGCUCAGAGACUUUUUAAAGAACCAGUUGUUAAAGAUGAAGAGCAACUUGAGCUUAACUGGAGCGCUCCUGAUGAAGAAGGGUUGAUAACCUUCCUGGUAAAUGAAAAUGGGUUCAACAGUGACAGGGUAACAAAGGCAAUAGAAAAAAUUAAAGUGGCGAAGAACAAGUCAUCCCAGGGACGAUUAGAGUCAUUUUUUAAGCCAGUUGCAAACACUUCUGUUCCUGUUAAACGGAAGGAACCACCGGUGAUCACUCCUAAAGAAGCUAACAAUAAUUGGAGGUAAGAAGAAGAAGUAGAUGAAUUAUGGUGUGUAAUUAAAACCGGCUAGAUGGAGCUUACUACUUCCUGGGCAGGUUAGAAUUAAUCUUAUAAGUUUUUCUUUUUAAAUUCAAUUUUUCGUUGAUCCCACAUGGCAAAGUCAUUGAUUGGGAUGGCAUGUUAGAUGUUUUUAGAUUAGAGUUCGUGUAGGUUGUUUUAUGUAACAUUUUUUUUAUAGCCGUUGUUUUAUGUAACUUGUUUAAUGACAUUACCCUCUUGGCUCAAAUUUUAGUCUUCUGACAAAAAUGAUGAGUUUUUUUUUUUACCCAUUAACACUCUCGGUCAUCUAAAUUUAUUACGAAAAUAACAUUUCACGUCAGUGGCACUAACUCCACCCAAAGGAAUUAGGUGUGAAUUUGGAACCAUUGCAGAUGAGGGCCUGUUCAUAUCUUCCCCGACUAACUCCACCAAAUUGUAACUGCUGCCGUUCCGUUGAAGACUAACUGCACCAAAUUGUGACUACUACCGUUCCGUUGAAGACAAUACGGGCGACUUUUUCCUGCUCCAUACUCUGUUCUUCACCUUACGAUAGUUUUGUGAUCAUGCAGAGCACCAAAUUGUGACUGCUGCCGUUCCGUUGAAGACAAUGCACGUGACUUUUGCCUGCUCCGUACUCUGUUCUUCACCUUAUGAUAGUAUUGGGAUCAUGCAGAGAGAAAUUUAAUCCGUCUCAAGUGUUUGUUUGACUUGAUAUGCAUUGACAAAUUUCAUUGUACAUAUAUGCAUAUUAUUGCAAGUUGUAGCAGUUCAAUGGGUUGAAAUUAAUUCUGUAUUCUUUGAAAGAAGAUAAAUAUUCACCGACAUUAAUAAUUCAAUACUGGUACAGCAAUCAUACGCAU